UGGGCUUUGAAAGAGAACAGAAGGAUCAGUGAUCCAUCCAGUGCUUCUGCGGAGCUACAACCGGACAAAAAGCGUGAAUUAGUAAUUACGGAAAACCUCGGCGUUUGAUUAUCUGGAAAAACAACACGUGAUGGAUACAUUUCGUUUUUACCUCCUGUUGCAAUUAUGCGUGCUGGCAGUGUCGCAAAAGACAGCUUUAGAUUCACCGAUAAAUCUGUAUUUUUAUCGUCAAGUUCGUAAUUGGUUGGUGCAAAAUUUCGGAAUGAGAAAUGAGGAACGAUCGUUUCCAACGCGAAAUCUGGAAAUGGCUCAGGAGGAGGUUUCGAAAGACACUCCGUUUCCUUGUAACGUUACAGGUGGUAGGUCCCCUGAAAUCCCGGAGUCAGUUCACCGUUUGAGGCCAGGCGACAUAGAUGUUAUUGCCGCGAUGGGCGAUUCUUUGACAGCCGGCGCUGGACUUUAUGCGACUAAUUUGUUGGAAGUGUUCGUCGAAAAUAGAGGCGCGUCAGCAUUCAUUGGUGGCCAGGGAACUUGGCGGACACACAUGACGCUGCCUAACAUUCUUAAAGAAUUCAACCCGAAAUUAAUAGGCUACGCGUACGGAGAUUCUUUAACUACUCAAUCACCAUCGCAGUUGGACGUCGCUGAAAUUGGCGCAAUGUCCAGAGAUAUGCCGUUUAUGGCCAAAUAUCUAGUCAGGAGAAUAAAAAAUGACUCUAGGAUAGAUGUGAAGAGACACUGGAAGCUGAUUUCACUGUUCAUUGGAAGCAAUGACUUUUGUGCCGACAUAUGCACAUUUUCCUCUCCGUGGUCAAUUCUGGACAACCACAAACUUGAUCUAAUUAAUACUUUUAAAAUAUUAAGAGACAAUUUGCCAAGAACUUUGGUCGUUCUUCACAUAAUACCUCACUUGAAGGAACUUGUUGCUGCACGUAAAGGAAAAAACUUUUUGAAAUGUUAUCUGACGACUACUUUUGGAUGUCCAUGCUUGUUAGCUUUGCAAUUCAGAGAUCAAAGACAGGAGUAUUAUGAAAUAUUGCAAAGGUGGCAAGAGAUAGACGAAGAAGUUGCUGAUUAUCCGGAAUUUCAUAGAAAUGACUUUACUAUAGUAGUUUCACCAGUUCUUAAACACACAAAACUACCACGUACCGAAGAUGGACAUACCGAUCUGUCGUAUCUUUCUGCUGAUUGUUUUCACCUGAGCCAAAAAUCUAAUGCACGAUUGGCAAAUAAUGUGUGGAACACUUUGUUGGAACCGGUUAAUAAUAAGACUAGUACUUGGAAUCCUUUGUAUGAAAAAUUUGCGUGCCCUACUACAGAAAGACCAUUCUUGAUGACGCGUGAAAAUUCAAAGGGGAUCAACGAAGUGAAAGGAUAAAGAUUUUUUUCCAAUUGAAGAUGUGUCUCGCUGAUUUUGAAUCAAAGAAGACGAUUUAGUGAUUUAGCUAACUCAAAGUGCCAUUUUAGUCCACGAUUAAAUUUUU
Frieseomelitta varia is the source of this 1484-nucleotide messenger RNA. RefSeq names its product phospholipase B1, membrane-associated-like. Bases 131 to 1378 code for a protein of 415 amino acids. The transcript is spliced from 7 exons. The record is from RefSeq and is a predicted model, not a curated record. Gene Ontology annotation, biological process: phospholipid metabolic process. Gene Ontology annotation, molecular function: glycerophospholipase activity. NCBI's taxonomy places the organism in Eukaryota, Metazoa, Arthropoda, Insecta, Hymenoptera, Apidae.